This is a messenger RNA of Chlamydomonas reinhardtii, 1584 nucleotides long. RefSeq lists its product as uncharacterized. The transcript has 7 exons. NCBI's taxonomy places the organism in Eukaryota, Viridiplantae, Chlorophyta, Chlorophyceae, Chlamydomonadales, Chlamydomonadaceae. The record is from RefSeq and is a predicted model, not a curated record. The coding region runs from base 28 to 1041 and encodes 337 amino acids. Gene Ontology annotation, biological process: DNA damage checkpoint signaling; DNA repair. Gene Ontology annotation, cellular component: checkpoint clamp complex.
GGGACAGUUAUUCUUACUUACCAAUAAAUGGCGCAAACGACUGAGACCCCCACAGCUGGAGAGGAAGAAAUACCGCGAGCGGUCCUCGGCUUUGCGAACGUGCGCAGCUUUGCGGCCGCGCUGCAAUGUAUACGCUCUGGAAAUAAGCAAACAUGCACAGUUUCCAUUUCAUCGGGCGGCGUGAGCGUCGUUUGGGAGGACGACAGUAAAUCGCUGCAGGGCAGCGUGUUCCUCAAGCCCGAGCUCUUCUCGCGCUUCGAGUGCGGCGCUGAGGACCGUCACGAGUUCGGCAUCCAGCUGCAGCUGCUGCUGGACACGCUGGCGGUGUUCGCGUCCGCGGCCGCGCCCAUGACGGCGCACUACCCGGGGCCGCAGGGGGAGCUGGUGUGCGAGAUGUCCGACCCCACGCUCGGCGGCAACCAGCAGCAGCAGCCGCGGCCGGCUCUGGGUCUGAUGCCCGCGGGCACGGGUCCGGGCGCGGUGUGCACGUGGGCGCGCAUUGCCGCCAUGGAGGCGGGGGCGGUGGUGGACCUGGGGGCGUACUGGACCGAGCCCGCCUCGUCCUUCCUGUGCCCGGGCUCUAGCCUGAAGGAGGCGGUGGACGACCUGGAGUGGCCGGGCGGGGCGGUGGAGCUGGUGAUGGUGCAGGACCCGCCGCGGCUACUGCUGGCGGCCAGUGGACACGGCUCGCUGGAGGUGGAGCUGCCCGCCUCCUCCAUCUCCGGCUUCAACUGCUGCGUGGCUCCGGAGCUGCGGCACGCCUACAAGUACCGCCACUGCAAGGCCGCCUUCUGCAACCUGCCGCACGCCCGGGACUGCGCCGCCAUCUCCACAAAGGUGUCCAUCGACGCGCACGGGCUGCUCAAGGUGACGCACAUGCUGGGGCUGGACCCGGCUGGGCCGCACGGCGCGGGCCGCGGCGGCCUGGCGGCGGACAACCCCUCGGCGCUGCUGGAGAGCCAGCGGCUGUACGACAGCGCCAAGGUGGCGGUGGUGCAAUUCCUGCUACAGCCCACGGAGGAGGAGGGCAUGGCGGCGUAAGGCGGCCCAGUCGGCUGUAGCAGCGGCUGCAGCGGCUGUAGCAGUGGAGAGCAGUAGCAGGAGAGUGGCGGCAGCGCCGCGGGAGCAUUGGCCUGCGCGCUGGGCGAUGCACCUUUGUGGCGGCAUCUGCUGGUGGGCAAUCAGCAAGACGCGAGGCGAGAGACCGGCGAGCGGCUGCUGUAGUGUUAGGUGCGUGGGGCUGCGUGUGUUUGUGCAUUACUAGAUUUAUACAGUACUGGGCAUUGCCAGGACAUAUCAACAUUCAUGUAGAGCCGGUGGCAGGGCAGGGUCCGAAGCAGUAUGGAGCGACGAGGGGAGGUUACGUUACUGCACUGAUAAGCAGCAGGAUGUGCUGACAUUACCCAAUAGACUUGGACGACACAAGCGAAGGCAAACGAAGCCCAUGGUGUCUGUGGCACACUUUCGCAUAUGGAAGCGUGUCACACGGUUACGUGGCGCAAAGCUAUGCGUGCAGAUCCACAGUGGAGCUGAUAAUGCAUCCCUUGGUGUUGCACUUUACACACAUGCAACAUGCGGCACCUG